UCUCAGUUACACUUGGUCUGGUGCAGACUUGAGGAGCCCCGGUGAGGACAUGAUGCUGGUGGUGAUUCUGUUGGAGCUUCUGUGCUGAUUUUUCUUUUUCCUCUUUUAAAAAAAAAAACUGGACUCAGAACAAUGUUGAUGCACCAAUCCCUCUUCCCUCUGUGCAGUGUUGAUCUACCUGCCUCCUGCCUGGAACCAGCCCGUUUUGGGGGGAUCUAAGCGUCAGACAGAGUGCUCUGCGCUGGCUGUGCGCUCUGCAGGUUCCGGUGGAUCUUCCUCAUCUUCCUUCGUUUGGUAUCUCUCCUCUAAAGGAUGCUCAGCUCCUUCCACGAUCAGGAAUACUACAACAACAACUACCAAUACUCUCACUGCUGCUGUCCACUUCUCUGCUCCAGCCAGAUCGCAGUCUGAGGCGCCCCCGAGUCCCCCUAUAAAUGGGAAGAAGAGGCAUGUCAGUGCCCGUGUUGCACAUGGAAAUAAUCUGUCCGCUGCUGGUUCUGCUGGACUCCAGCCUCUAAAGCCGAAUUGAGAUUAUCCAUACAUCACCGAAAAGGCUCGGAAGAAAUUGGUUGAUCCUGAGAGUUCCUCUCUUGACAAGCCAAAGAUUCCUGCCUCACUGUAUAUAUAUCGAGGAGCACCAGCUGCUCAACCAGCUCCAUGGUUUUCUGACUUGUCCAAGACUGCGUUUUUGGCGUCUGACUGAGAGGUGAUUAGAGAAAUCCCCCGGACCCUGUCAGAAACCCCGCAUCAGCACACUCAUACACUGAGAUGACCCAGGAACAGUGCACUCAUAGGAACAAUGUCCAGAGUUCAGAGAAACCACAGGUGUACAAAGUGGGGAUAUACGGCUGGAGGAAACGCUGCCUUUACUUCUUCGUCCUGCUGCUGAUGAUCCUGAUCCUGAUCAACUUGGCACUCACCAUCUGGAUCCUCAAGGUCAUGAACUUCACCAUAGACGGCAUGGGCAACCUGAGAAUAACAGAGAAGGGCCUGAAACUGGAAGGGGACUCGGAGUUCCUCCAACCCCUCUAUGCCAAAGAAAUCCACUCCAAACCAGGCCGGCCGCUGUUCCUGCAGUCAUCCAGAAACGUGUCGGUCAAUAUCGUCAACAGCAACAACCAGCUGCUCACACAACUUGUAACAGGAUCCAGUGGAUUUAAAGCACGAGGCAAGAUGUUUGAAGUCAAAUCCACCUCCGGGAAGCUCCUCUUCUCCGCCGACGAGCAGGAGGUGGUAGUGGGCGCCGAGAGGCUCCGAGUGAUGGGAGCUGAAGGAGCCGUGUUCAGCAAGUCAGUGGAGACGCCUCACGUCAGGGCCGAGCCUUUCAAGGAGCUAAGGCUGGAGUCUCCCACUCGCUCCCUGCUGAUGGAGGCUCCUAAAGGGAUCCAGAUCCUGGCGGAGGCCGGAGACAUCCAGGCCAUCUGCAGGAACGAACUGCGACUGGAGUCCAAAGAUGGAGAGAUCUCUCUGGAUGCUCGGAGGAUCCGCCUGAUGCGGCUGCCCGAGGGGAAGGCCUCCACCAGCUCCUCGUCCUCUGGGAACCGGCAGACGGUCUACGAGGUUUGCGUUUGCCCCAACGGGAGGCUUUUCCUGUCCCAGGCCGGCACCGGAUCCACCUGCCAGAUCAACAACAGUGUCUGCCUCUAGGACUGAUACAUGCAAACACGAAUAAACACACAGGUAUCCUGAAAGAAAGACGGGCAGAACACAAACAGAUGUCCCCAUGUUGCCUGGCUCCAGGACUGAUAAACAGCAAACACAGACACUGCGUACAGAGACUGCCAGAGCUGAUCGAAAUCCAAACAAUCUCAGAGACUGUAACUAUCCAGACACACUGGUGUGUACAAUCUGCAGUCACAAACACUCAGACUGGUGUUUAGUCUCAACUGGUAUGUUUUAACAGGCCAAUACUGAAAAUUUUGAAUUGUAGCUGCUGACAAUGGAUCUUCUGUGCCAAUAUUUCAAUGCUAAAAGAUAUUUUCUCCCUUGAUUUUAUACAUUUGAGAGUGGAAAAGUCUUUGAAAUCAGCAUUUAGAGCCUCCCUGGGACACUGAUACUCUCCUCUGAUUGUCAUACACAUCUCUCUAAGCUCUUUAUACACACAGUGCAGCAGUUGUUAGGCUUUUGAACUUAAUUACAUGAAUAAAAGAAAGAAAUAAUAAAUGUGUUUCAUC
Messenger RNA from Etheostoma cragini (Arkansas darter), 2174 nucleotides. RefSeq names its product sarcoglycan, delta (dystrophin-associated glycoprotein) (gene sgcd). Gene Ontology annotation, biological process: heart contraction; cardiac muscle tissue development. NCBI's taxonomy places the organism in Eukaryota, Metazoa, Chordata, Actinopteri, Perciformes, Percidae. The record is from RefSeq and is a predicted model, not a curated record. The transcript has 9 exons. The coding region runs from base 769 to 1647 and encodes 292 amino acids. Gene Ontology annotation, cellular component: sarcoglycan complex; sarcolemma.